CCUCGAGAAAUUGGGCAGAGGCAAAGUGCAAACCAUUAUACAAAAAAGGCUGAGAAACCCACAUAUUUCGUAUUAUUCGUAUUACGACGACGUUUAGAAAAGAAAUGUUGUUGUUAUCAUUAUCAUCACCCAUUGGAGUGUCAAUGUAUUAUUAGCGUAAAUUAAUUGUGGUAAAAAAAUUAAAGAGUGUCGAUUUUUAUAAACAAGUAUAUCAGCAUAUUCAAUAAGGAACAUCGUUUCAAGUCAAGUAAUCUUUUAUUCAAAAGUGUCAAUAGAUAUAUUUUACCCUGUCAACUUGUCCUCCGCAUUCCGAGGACCAAUUUAUGACAGCACGACACAAAAAUGUGAACAAUUGGUGGUAAAUGCGGAGUUAAUUAGUGUUGAAUGUUGUUAAGUAAUAGCACGUCAUAAACAAGUGGAAGCAAGUUACAAGUGAGUGGAAACAAUCUUCUGUAACAAUUAAACUUUAAUUGACAGAGAGAUAGAGAGACAACACGAGAAAUUUUAACUGGUUUGUAUAUAGUGGAUCUCUGAACUUUAAUUUUGUCCAGGUUGUGACUUUGAAAAGUUCAAUCACUUGGGUUAGCCAAAUAUUACAACAACACCAAAGAAAAAUCAAUUGUGACAAGCUUGGAGGAAGCACUGAAAAAUUUAUAACGAGUCUUCCUGCUAAAGCGGAUAUAAUCUAGAACUUACAUAUUGCUUGUUGACACUUAUGCCACUACUAUCAACUAUCCAUAAUUGCCAAAAGAGAAAGAAUAACUGAAAAUGCUUGAGCUGAAAUUUGGUCUGUACGAAAAAUUUGAACAUGUUUAAGACCCUGUUUAACUCGAUUUCAAAUGCUAUCGGACUGAAAGAGUCCAAAGCAAUUUCACUCACCUUUGAAGAGGCAAGAGCAAGAAUCACCGAUGCAGAAUAUCGACGCCUCCAUGAUGCGUUUAAACGCGUUGUUACUCAAAAUAGUCAUAUGUCCAAACAGGCAUUCUUCCGAGAAGUUCUCGGAGACCUGUUCCCUGUGGAUAUUGCAGAGUUUCUUUACUUGACAUGCGGAGGAAAUUCGAAAGGAAUUCUAUUCAAAGAUCUGGUCAGUGCUCUAGUUGUGCUCACGAAAGGAACCUAUGAAGAAAAAGUUAGAUUUAUUUUCUCCUUUUACGCUGGUGAUCAAAAUUCCAUUAAUCGAGAUGACUUUUUGCGAAUCCUGUCGGACGUUGAGGGAUAUCCCGCACGUGACAAUAUUCAUCGACUUUUUUGCUAUGGAAAUUCCGUGGAGUUUGAAGCUUUUACGAGAUGGAUUACAGAGAAUCGAAAUUCGACUUCAAUUUCUAGUUGGUUGAUUGGAUCCGACAAUUAUGCACCAUCAGUCGUGCCUCUGACAAAUGGUUUUGGCAGUAAUGGAUUUCAAUUGUCAGACGAUCACGAAACUCCGACUUUCUAUCAAACGCUUGCUGGUGUAACUCAUUUGGAAGAAGAAGAUAUUAUAGAACUAGAAAAGCGAUACUGGCAACUCCAAUCAUGUUCUCGAUCUGGAAAGAUGGAUGUAAAUACCAUGAUCCCUCUAGUUUGUCCUCCAGUUCCCGAAUCAAUUAUCCAAGGUUUGUUUGAUGCGUUCGAUGAAAACCGCGAUGGUCACAUUGACUUUAAAGAAAUGGCGUGUGGAAUUUCCGCUGCUGCACGUGGUCCAUUAAUUGAAAGACAAAAAUUUUGUUUCAAAAUAUUUGAUCAAGACAAGGACGCUUUGUUAUCUCAUGCAGAGCUAGCAAAGAUGGUAACUGUGAUGAAAUCCGUGCUAAUUGAAAAUUUAUCAGACAACCCAAAGGAUGAAGUAGUCGCAGUAUUGACAAAAGAAAAUGGUCUAAUUAUCAGUGAAAUAUUGGAAACGGCAACGUCUUCAGUUGGAAUUGCACUGGAAGAGUAUUUAGUCUGGUCAUUAUCAAACCCACUUCCAGAAGUGUUUCUAACAUUAAUUUAUCAGGUGUGCCAAGUGGUUCUAGGAUUAAAACCUCUGGAUCCUCUGGAAGAGUAUGAAAUUGUUACGUCGUGGUUGCUGCGUGAGGAGAAGCGAGGUCUUCAAGAAGGUCAAACAUGGUAUCUAAUUUCUAUGGAUUGGUGGAACAGCUGGCUGAAUUACACUAGUCCGAACCCCCCAGCGAUGAGUAACAGUGAUUCCGGGGUUGGAUCUAUUACUGGAAGUGGUGCAAGUGCUAAUGAAAUAUCAGCGUCAACAGAAAGUCGCAACAGUUCUGGGAGGAGUAGUGGAAGUUCUAGAAACUGUUGGUCAUUCAAAAAGUCAACUGUGGAUAAUGCGGUAGUGGCAAUGGACGUGAGUCAGAAUGUAGUUGUAACUGCAAUCAGUUCUAUCGCAAAAGGAGACCCAAAAUACGUAGAAGGCCAAGGUGAUCCUCCUAUGGGUGCGAUGGUUUCUCAUGCUAAAUCAAGUGCAAGUUCCUUAUCCCUUGCUACCCUAGAUAGCUCACGGUCCACCUGCAGUAGUUCCCCAAGUCCAAUAAACUCUCCAGAAAGUGUCCGUCGACAGUUGAAUGUAUCUCACCGUCCUGGAAAUGGUGUUCGAAGAAGAAAACCUGGGGCCAUUGACAAUUCUCAUUUACUGUCACCCGUUCAACCAAACCUAGCUCGAAUUCCGUCCAUUACCAAUGAAGGCGGCAGACUGCGAAGGGAUGUGAUAGAAGGUCGAGACUUCAAAACACUUCCAAAAAGUUUAUGGAAUGCUUUGCAACAAUGGUAUGGGGUUGGGGUUUCGCUUCCACGUCAGGUGAUCGCAACUGAAAAACAUUUAGAGCUGGAACUGUAUCCGAUCAUGGUUUUAUUGUUCCGACAUCAAGUUAUGAACGUACCUAAUACAAAGCCCACAGUUUCAUCGAAUGCUCCUUGGGCAGGGAUGGCUGGUGCAUAUGGUGCAGCCGCAAUUAGUUCCACCAUGUCAUAUGUCCAAAAUCAUAAUUUUAUGCCACCAAAACGAGUUUUAUCCUUCACUGCCGCCUUCAGUAGAACCGCUCGUCUUGCCAUUGUUUGUGAAAUUACUUUCAAAGCAUUGAAUCUAAAUCCAGAAAACACUCGCCUUGAUCUUCUAACUCCUGACGAUCUUUCAUUCUGCCUCGUGCUGGAAGAUGAUAAGCAGACGAUGGAGGAGGCUGGAAUUGGGGACAAGGCAAACAUUUUGAUAGAGACAAGAAAUAAAGAUCAAACAUGGCCGGAGGAAAUUGGGUCAUUGGCCAUGAGCAACAGUUCUGACGCGUUUCGCACAAGAACUAGGGCAUUGUCUGUCAUGAAUAUUGAAAAAGGACUCACGGGGCUAAAUAACUUGGGGAAUACCUGCUUUAUGAACUCGGCACUUCAAUGUGUGUCAAACACAAGACCGCUGACACUUUACUUUCUGAGUAAAAUGCAUAUGUACGAAUUAAACCGGACUAAUCCUAUUGGCAUGAAAGGUCACAUCGCAAAGAGGUACGGAGAUCUGAUUCAGGAACUCUGGAGUGGUACUGUCAAGUCAAUUGCUCCAUUGAAACUAAGGUGGACGAUUGGAAAGUAUGCCCCACGAUUUAGUGGAUUCAAUCAAAAUGAUGCACAAGAACUUUUAGCAUUUCUCCUCGAUGGACUUCACGAAGACUUGAAUCGUGUGACUGAGAAACCCUACGUGGAACUAAAAGACAGCAACAAUCGUCCUGACGUUAUCUGUGCUCAGGAGGCCUGGGAAAAUCACCUUCUACGUAAUAAGAGUAUCGUAGUUGAUACGUUCCACGGGCAGUUAAAGUCUAGCGUUCGAUGUCGGCAAUGUGACACAGAAAGUACUCGGUUUGAUCCUUUCAACUAUUUAACUCUGCCUCUUCCUAUGGAAAGCUAUAUUUUGUGUGACAUUGUUGUGGUUCGAGACAAUGGAUCUGUUCCUGUUCGAUACGGUAUUUUAGCUGGGAUUGAUGACCGCAUUAGUCACGUCAAAGCUAAGUUAUCCGAACUCACUUGCUCCGAUUCCUCUGUAUCCACUUCAUCCCAACAACAACUGCCAAUCAUCCCCGCCGAGAACUUAGUCCUCACUGAAAUUCGUCAAUCCCGUUUCCUUCACAUUUUUUCUGACAAUCAAAGGGUGAAAGGGGCCUUCAGCAGUCGCCCCAUUUAUGCUUUUGAAGUAAACAUUCCUGGAGUUGGGGAUAAUGUCAUCCCCUCCAGCAAAUCUGAAACUGAUCAACAAAUCAAGCGAAUUCUCACUUCAGUCAAAAAUGCAACCUCUUUGAAACCUUCUAUUGAACAAAAUAAUCCUACCUCAGGAGCAGGAACAGGGCCCUCCCAUUCUAGACAAAGUAGUUUAUCAAGUUGUGGAAGUAUGCAAAACUCCUACAGUGAAUCAUACAACAACAGUGGUUCAUUCGAUGAAAACUUUAUUGUGGUUGUACACCGAAAAUGGCUCCGUCAAGAAACGUAUUUCCUGGCGUCUCAAAAGUCUUCUCCAAUACUUUUUGGGAUGCCAUUGGUCGUACCCUAUACGGAAGGAAUGACGAAUUUGGAAUUGUAUAAACGGGUAUGGAGCCUAGUGGCGAGAUUAGUCAGUCCUCUUCCUCCUACAGAAGGCCCCAACAUCUCUAAUCACGCAUACGACUGCGAUGACAGUCUUGGUUAUGAGUAUCCAUUUGCUCUUCGAAUCGCCACACGUAACGUUGAAACAGUUUGUGGAAGAUGUGAAUGGUACAAAUUCUGUCGCGGGUGCACCAUCGCAUGCUUGGAGGAUGAAAAAUUAGAGAAACUCAAUUCGCAAAAAGUAUGUCUCGUCAUCGACUGGGAUCCCACAGCUCUGCAUCUUCGUUAUCAAACGACACAAGAAUUCGAACAUAUUGAACAUUGGAGUUUGCCGGACACAGUGGAAAGACUUUCUGAAAGUGUUGCUCUCAACUCUUGCUUGGAAUCUUACACUAAAGAAGAGGAAUUGAGCGAAGAAGAAAAAUACAUGUGUGCCAAAUGUGGAACUUUGCAAUUAGCGACAAAGAAACUCCAAAUUUGGCGCCUGCCACCGGUGUUGAUUGUUCACUUUAAGCGAUUUCAACAUGUGCAAGGACGAUGGGUCAAGUCUCACAAGGCUGUCGACUUUCCCUUCAACAAUUUAAAUAUGACCAAGUAUCUGGCCGACGUUCCCAGAAAAACUGCAGAAUGUGGACAAAAUUUGAAGGAUGCUCUCAGCACACAAGACAAAGAGUUGCAUCCUCUUCAAGAUUUUCAUCAACAUCGAUUGACAGACGAUGUCAAUCCAUUCAAAUUGGAUUAUAGAUUAUAUGCCAUAGUUUGUCACAACGGAAUUAUGGGAGGUGGUCAUUACCUAGCAUAUGCCAAGAACACGAAUGGAAAGUGGUACUGCUUUAAUGACAGCAGUUGCAGGGAAGUAACUGAAGAUCAAAUUGAAACAAGCUCUGCCUACAUGCUCUUUUAUGAAAGGAUUGGCGUCAGCUCGGAAGCAUAUUUACCUCGCAUUGACCCCAAAGCCGUUCAAAUCGUCACUGACGAUGAACUUGAAGCUGAAGAAAAUGACAUGAAAAAAAUAUGCGUUGCAUUCUAAAUUAACAACCAUUUCAUCGUGAAUCUUCAUCAUCAUCACUACAACAUAACCAUUCCAUGGAAUUGAGUGCUAUCACCAUCAUGGUAAACAAGUCCCGAGUGAUCAUCAUAAUAUAUUAUGCGUAUAUGCGUAUAGGACCCGACUCUAUAUUAUUAUAAUUACAAAAUUAUUAAGUAUAUAUAACCCUUGGAACCUUAAAAAGCGGUGUAUCCGAUACGUGAUCAAAUUUAUUAUUAUUUAGAAUUACUUAUUAUCGUGGCUCAACGUGUACAAACAGUAGAGAGAAUAGUGAAUUAUGUAUGUAAGCUAUUUUGCAAGCAUGAAGAGAUGGGACACGCCACUCUCAUGAUUUCUUCUUUUUCAUUUAUAAUUUUCUAGUUUAUGUAGUGCCAAUAACUACUACAUAGUGCGUACUUUUAUUAACGUGUUUUUAAUUUGACUUGGAAUGAAUUAAGUGAUAUGCUUAAACUGGAGCUUAUUUUUAACUUGUUUGGCUUAGGUUGGAUUAUUGUGUUAUUGACAGUAUUUGAGAGAAAGAUACAGAAAAUACUACAAGAGUUCUAUAAUUGCUACACCAAAUACCAGAGCUUUAUCCAGUAAAGUAUUUAAUGAAAUGGAUUAUUAUUAUUAUCGUCACUAUUAUUUUGUAGCCGUAUAAAAGUAAGGUUCGUCACUUCUCGAGAAAUAUACAAUCAUUAUAGCUUCAAGAGUAUGUUUUCAAACGUGAACAUUUAAAGUUCUGUGAGUGUGUCAACUGUAGGUUUUUUAUAAAGUUUCCUAUCUGUGAUUCGUUAUUUAUAAAUAUAUCGACUAUUAUAUAAUAUAUACGUUGGUCUACAAUAUUUAUUCAAGAGAAACAAAAAACACUGGUGGUUUAUGAAAUUACCUCAAUUUUACGUACACAUAUAUUUAGUUCAAUAUUACUUGUAAUUUGUAAUUAUAACAAAAUGGUAGUUUAGUUAGACCAGAAAUAUUUUCUAUCAGUUCAACAAGAAAAUUAUUGUAUGCACAUAUAGGAAAUCUCAGCCGGUAUUCGAAUUACGAAAAAGAAUCAACCCAGAUACUCUUGAAUGAUUGAUGCAUAAUUAAGUAUUGACUAAUUUUAAGUACCGAAGCAUAAUAAUCCGAGUAAUAGUACUAGAUAGUCAACUUUCCCAAACAAUUAUUGAUUAAAUAGUCAAUAACUGAAUCAUACGUAACAGUAAAUUAUAGAAUGCAAAAGUUUAUCGUGAAUGAUUUGAAUGACGAAUGGCUUUGCUAGUCCUAGAAUAGUUAACAUAAUAGGCAUUAGGCAUAAUGUUAGAUUUGUCUUAUAAAUGUACGGUACCACAUAUUCUAUUUUGUGACCUGUUUCUAAAGUUUUGUUACUUAUCAUAGUCCAAAGUUUCCAAAUAUAAUGAAUUACAUUGUACUAAUACGUUUAGCUUCAAGUGUGGCUAAGCGUUUGAAAAUAAGUUUACGAAGAAUAUCUUGAGUUAUAAUUUUUUUGUUCGACAUUGAGAUUUAGCAUCAUCCCGAGAAAGAGAAAUCACACACUGUGAAUGGAAAAACUAACUGAAUUUUAUAUUACUCGAGCUCAAUGGAAAAGGAAAAUUACAAAUGUUGUGCCAUGAUUUGGUAGUUUGUUUGUCUUCUUCAAAUUUAAUUGUUUCAAACGUGUACCUCAUAGAUACAUGUGUAACUGUGCUAUUCAUGUUCUUUGCAUGCAAAUUACUCAGAAAUGUGUAUCCUCAAUGCGAAUGUAUACAAAACGUGUAUGCAAACAUAUUACAAUCCAAAUUGUACAAAGCAGAAGAAAUCCAAUCGAUAAUACAACCACAGGCUUAUACAUAAUUUAGAAUCUAAAUUUUAGAUUAUUGUUACAGUAGAAAAUAGUCGGCAGUGGAUGCUAUAAUCUCGACAUGGUGUAAAUCUCUAAAAAAAACUGGGUUAUGAAAAACCCAACCUUCCAACAACAUUAUCAUGUUGAUAGAAAUUUAUACGUAUUUAGAAAUUUUAGUCGUACAUGUAAUCAAAUGAUAUGUAAUUCGUAAUUUAUUGGUUUCGCUGCUGCUUAUUUUUGCCAUUAACGGAUUGAAUCAUCCUUGUGUUAUCUAGUUGAGUUAAAGUUUUAUAAAGAAUGAAAUAUUUAUAAAAUAUUACAAAAAUGAAAACUUUAUUAUUAUAUAAUUAUGUACCAAAGCUAAAAGUGAAAUAUAUAUGAGUGAGGAUGGAUAAAAAAAGGUACGGGUCGUUUGUGCCAGCAAAAUUUUCCGAUCUCUGUAUUCGAAAAGCAUAUUACUAAAUUGUACUGCUUUUGAUGUGGACGAGAGGCGAAUGAUUAUUUAUUAUUCCAUGUAAUAUCACUACUAAACCGUGUAUGAUUCGGUUAAAGGAUCAAUUAUUAUCUGUACCGUAUUCGUACUAUUGAAAGUUAAACUGGAAAAAAUAAAAGUUUAAAUGGGAAUGAAAACAGCA
Folsomia candida is the source of this 8014-nucleotide messenger RNA. It is a transcript of the gene Usp32, whose product is annotated as ubiquitin carboxyl-terminal hydrolase 32. NCBI's taxonomy places the organism in Eukaryota, Metazoa, Arthropoda, Collembola, Entomobryomorpha, Isotomidae. The coding region runs from base 809 to 5557 and encodes 1582 amino acids. The transcript has 22 exons. Gene Ontology annotation, molecular function: cysteine-type deubiquitinase activity; calcium ion binding. Gene Ontology annotation, cellular component: Golgi apparatus. Gene Ontology annotation, biological process: protein deubiquitination. The record is from RefSeq and is a predicted model, not a curated record.